AUGGCCACAGCAGGAGGAGGAGAAGAAGCGACAAUACAACGUAUAUUACGUAUAACUGACAUUGCUGACGAACCACUUCGAUUCAUCGCACCCAUUGGUUGCUAUGAAAAAAUGCCGCUGGUUUCACUUGAAAAAGCUGUCGAACCACUUGUUUCUAUUCUACCAGCUGUACAAAGUCAUGCAUAUGUUGCUAAACAGUUGUGUGGCAGUCCUGCCGAUGGAUUGACAACAGAUGAAUCUGCUUCCAUUAUGCUAUACACCAUGGGAUGGGAGCCACUCAACAAAUGCGUUUAUGUAGUUUUGAAUGAUACAUUACGAUCAUCUGAACGACAACAGAAGCUUAAACCAUCGUAUCUUUUUUGGGGACUAUUUCUUAGUGCACUCUUUCGUCCGCCACUACUGCCUAAAACUGCAUACCGAGGGGUCAGAUUAGAUUUAAGGAAACGUUAUCAGGAAGGGAAGACAAUCAUUUGGUGGCGAUUUUCGUCGUGUACAACAGCUGUCAGUGUUCUACAAUCAGAACAAUGUUUGGGAAUGACAGGGACAAGAACAAUGUUUACUUUACAAUGUCAAUCAGCUAAAAAUAUUCGAAAUCAUUCAUACUUUCCAGCUGAAGAUGAAGUACUUCUAAUGGCUGCAACUCAAUUCAAAGUAAUGGGUUGUCUUAAUCAAGGUAAUCUUCACAUUAUUCAAUUGGAAGAAACUACGCCACCAUUUCCACUGUUACAACCAGUACCUAUUGUUGGUUCAUUACCAAUUCAAUCAAAUCCAUCUGGUGAGUUCGAAAGAUAA
Adineta ricciae is the source of this 792-nucleotide messenger RNA. Lineage: Eukaryota; Metazoa; Rotifera; Eurotatoria; Adinetida; Adinetidae. The record is from the annotation of a GenBank genome assembly.